AUGAAUGCCCAACCUAGGUCGGGCCUGGCCCUGGCAGCCCGCUAUGCUGUGCCCUUCGGCCUCCUCCUGAUCCCCAUCUGGAUGACCCAAGUGAACAACGUCGUCCCCGAGCCGUACCUCGACGAAGCAUUCCACAUCCCGCAAGCCCAGGCAUACUGGGCACACAAGUGGACGCAAUGGGAUCCGAAGAUCACGACUCCGCCGGGCCUCUAUAUCUUCUCCUACGUCGUCUGCGCCCUGAUUCUGCUCCUCCGCGGCUCCCCCGAGCAACUUGACCCCCCGGCUCUCCGCGCAACGAACGCCGCCGCAGCGGCUGUGCUGCUUCCUUUGAGACUGCAAACUGCGCUUGAUGCGGUGCGCAGACAGCGGAAUACUCGUCCUUCUGGAGCUUGGCUGAGCCAUACGGUGCUGAACAUCUGUCUUUUCCCGCCGCUGUUCUUCUUAUCCGGACUGUACUACACUGAUGUCCUGGCGCUGCUGGUGGUUGUCGAGGCGUAUAAUUGGGAUCUCAGCCGCACGCUUCCGAAAGCGGCGCCGCUGGAAACUGCUGUGUUUUUGGUUCUUGGGGUCGUGGCACUGGCUUUUAGGCAGACUAACAUCUUCUGGGUGUCGGUUUUCUUCGGAGGCUUGCAGGUUGUUAGGAGGAUUCGCAGGGUCACGAAGAAUUGCGAGUCGAGCAAUGUGGCUGAUAUUGUGGCUGCCGGGUCGAAGUAUGAGCUGUAUGAUCCUGUGGUUUUGGAUGCUUCGUUGGCCGACUACUUCAAGACCGCCGUCUCACUGUGCUCUGUUGCUUUGAACAACUUGGGAGCUGUAUUUUAUGCAUUGAUGCCGUACCUGCUCAUCCUGGCUGCGUUUGGAGGAUUCGUUCUCUGGAAUGGCAGCGUUGUUCUCGGGCACAAGGAGUAUCACACAGCCAGUCUGCACCUAGCCCAGAUGCUGUAUAUCUGGCCGUACUUCCUCUUCUUCUCGUGGCCUCUUCUUCUAGCUCCCAUGGCCAACAUCAUUCUGCCGAAGUUCAUGCUCCCGAAAUUCCUCAACCAAGGUCUCUCGGCCUCCCGCAGGAAGCUGCCAAAGCUCCUGACUGUGUUCAUCGUUCUCCCAAUGAUGUUGGCAGUGGUUCAUUACAACACCAUUGUACAUCCGUUUACACUGGCUGAUAACCGUCAUUACGUCUUCUAUGUCUUCCGCAUCCUGCUGGGUUCACAUCCCUACACACGAUAUGCCGCUACUAUUGUCUACUUCCUCGGCGCAUGGAUGAUCAUUUCCGCCAUGGGCUUUUCACCCGUCACGGCUGCUCCCGGACUGGCCUCGGUCGUCAAAGCCCAACCUACAGCGCCAUCGUCAUCGGCAGAGAACCCAACCGAGAAGGCGGAAAAGAAACCGGAGCGCAAGCAAAAAGGAUCGAAGAAGCCAACACCAGCAGCCUCGUCCGCUCCCGCCCCUAUCGACCCUAAGGUCCUUGCCGACCUUCAAGAGCACAUCAGACGGCGUCAACGGCUCGAACACGAGACCUCCCGCGUCAGCUUUGUCCUUGUAUGGCUGGCUGCCACAGCUCUGUCACUCAUUACCGCCCCCCUUGUCGAACCGCGAUACCUCAUUAUCCCCUGGGUGAUGUGGCGACUUCAUCUGCCAGCGUCUCCGACGCCUGUAGUUUACCGCCGGGCCAGCGACGAGAAGGAUCUUGAGGCGCGGCUUGCAAUCAAUUUCCCUUUGUUCCUGGAGACCGCGUGGUUUCUGCUUGUUAAUGUGGUUACCGGGGCGCUGUUCCUUCGGGGCGGGUUUGAGUGGCCGCAGGAGCCGGGGAAGAUCCAGCGCUUCCUGUGGUGA
Messenger RNA from Aspergillus mulundensis, 1827 nucleotides. It is a transcript of the gene alg10, whose product is annotated as dolichyl-P-Glc:Glc(2)Man(9)GlcNAc(2)-PP-dolichol alpha-1,2- glucosyltransferase. The transcript has 2 exons. Bases 1 to 1827 code for a protein of 608 amino acids. The record is from RefSeq and is a predicted model, not a curated record. Gene Ontology annotation, molecular function: dolichyl pyrophosphate Glc2Man9GlcNAc2 alpha-1,2-glucosyltransferase activity. Gene Ontology annotation, biological process: protein N-linked glycosylation; dolichol-linked oligosaccharide biosynthetic process. Lineage: Eukaryota; Fungi; Ascomycota; Eurotiomycetes; Eurotiales; Aspergillaceae. Gene Ontology annotation, cellular component: endoplasmic reticulum.